ACGCUGGAGCAGGAAGUGUCUUUAGGAAUGGGAUGUUUGGGGUGUUGGGAUGCUAAUUCCAGUGGCUGAGAUAUCGGCGUGGAAGCUGUGUAAAGCGAUUCCAGCCUGAUCAAAGUGCCUUCUUCCUUCCUGUCCUGUAACGUGAUCACGGGCCAGAGAGCUGCUCCCGAUCCUGCUUCUAAUUCCUGUUGUAAAUGCACAGCCUUGGAAGGAGCACUCAUGCCUUACCGCUGUGAUCAUACAACCAUAGAAGGGCUUAGGUUGGAGGGGACCUUAAAGAUCACUCUGUCCCAACCCUCGGCUGUGGGCAGGGCUGCCCCCCAGCAAAUCACACUGCCGGCACGCAGGCUCAUGUCCAGGGGUCACAGACAGAGCCAGAGAUGCACUGUCUGUGGUCGGGAGAGCGCGAGUAACUCAUGGCUGGAAAAGGACCGGACAUCUCUGUGCUGCUUUUUGCUGGAGGAACCGCCGCCUCCAUCCCUGCUGUCCAUGACGCUGGGCAGCUCCCUGUAAGCUGACUCUGAGGGCUUUUAGGGCUGCCUCAAGCACCCCAGCCUUGUCCCACAUUUCCUCUCCUGAGUCUGUGGGAUGAGGGGGAGGAAGAAACUCUUGGCUGGAAUGCCAAGGCUGUGCAUGGGAAUCUUCUGGCUGUUGGUCUUCAGAUGUGUCGACCAUGGCCUGUGUUGUGCUGGCUCAGAGACUCCUGAAUCGGCUUACCAGUCAGUGUUACUGGAAACCCUGUGUCCCAUUUGCCUAUAUGAAAAUGUAAACAGCCAUCCCAGUUCCAAGAGUGGUGUUGUUUCCAGUUCUCCCGUUAGAUAGCCUCUGCGCUCUUCCUCCCUAACUGUACCCAACUCUUUGUCAAUGCCAUCACUCUUCUUGUUGGUGCAUUCUGGGUUCUGUAAUGGACAGUAUAACUGGAGCUGAGUGUAUGGGCUGAGCUGGGAGUGCUUAAUGCCCUCAGUUACUGUACCAAGUGCAAGUGAGACUGGUCGGGAGCAUUAUCUGGCUGCAGAGAACAGGGCCCUGGCCACAGAGAGCACUGCAAACCUCAAAACUUGGGCCUCCUGUGAGCCUCAGAUGUGAGGGCUGGAGGAGAUUUGGAAGCCCUUGCCAACUCUGCACCAUAAAUCAAUGAGGCAUCUCUCUCCUGUUGGAGAAGAGGGGCUGGCUGGGGGCAGCCCCGAGGAAAGGUUGCUGCUUGGCCCCUCCUUGCGGUGUCUGCGUUUGGCUGCUGUUAAACAUUCAUCCUGCAGCCCUUCCAGAGGGCUGCAAUUAGUGAGAUGGGCUGAUUUCUGGCACUUUCUGCCUGUUUCUGCUGUAAGUUGGCAGCAUGGGUCAGGGUUAGAUAAUUAUGUCUCUGCAAGAGCUCGGCGAGCUGUGGGAGGGUUUGUACAAGGGCAGAGCAACCCCUGGGACCUUGGGCUGCUUCUGCGGGACAGGCCAUGCCUUUCUGCAACCCCGACGUGGGAGAAGCUGGGAAAUUUCAGCUUAGGAUGCGGAGGAGGCUUCUGAGACGUGGUGAGGAGGUGGAGCAGCUGCCCUUGCAGGGCGCUUGGAGGGGAAAUCCCUGUGCCAUGCCCCCAGCAGCACUGUGCUGGUAAAACCCGGUGCUGCUCAGCAGCGGAUCCUCACUGCCCACCCCAUCAGCUCUGGGGAAGGCGAAGGGUUUCCCAGGGUGGAAUUUCCUGCAGGGCAGAUGCACGCCUGCUUCCCCUUUGACCUUAAACCCCAAUGUGCCUGAGUCAUGAUGGCAUGCAAAUAAGAGCGAGCAGGAGUGGGGGUUGAGGGAGCUGCUGGGAAAAGGAAGUGACCUCAGCCAAGGUUUAAAUAUAGAGCCAAAGCUCUGCUGUGUGCUGGGGCUGUUAUUUAUAAUCACAGAGGAGCGUUUGCUGACUUCUUGCAUCCCUUCUGCAGUCCGGUCUCCCAGAAGGCAGUGCAGAUGGGAUUGUGACAGAAGGGCCUGGGAGCUCCCUCCACUGGUGCUGUGGGACGCUUCAGCCAAUCCAAUGCACCCUGACAACAAACUGCCCAGCCAUGGCAAGGCAGGCAGCAGCGGUGCCCCGGCCCAGCACCACAACGUGAGCCAAGCACCCACCUGCAACCUGGGCUCGAAGGGUGUGGGUGCGGGCAGCCAUGGCGGCAAGGCCACCCAGAUCUCCCCUGGCAACUCUGGACUGAAAAACAGCCAGAACACUGUCCCGAACUUCAGCUCCUUGAAAGGCAAGGUGAAACGGGAACGAAGCAUCUCAGUGGACUCCGGAGAGCAGAGAGAAGCCGGCACCCCGUCGCUGGACACCGAAUCGAAAGGCGACGUGGCUCCCCGCAGCAAGCGGCGGUGUGUGCUGGAAAGGAAGCAGCCGUACAGUGGGGACGAAUGGUGCUCUGGGCCAGACAGCGAGGAAGACGACAAGCCCAUCAGCAGUGCACACAAUUGUAAUGUAGCAGAUCCUGCGAUGUCCACGGCCUCGCAGCUUGGCCCAGGGUCCAACCCGCUGCCAAACCUGAAUGAGACCAGUUCUUCCAGCACACCUCAUGGUACUGCCCCGGGCUUACGGUCGGAUGGUGUGGGAGGUGGAGGUGGUGGAACAGGAAAGCAGCCUUCGCAGUUCGUCUACGUCUUUACAACGCACCUUGCUAACACAGCUGCGGAAGCUGUCUUGCAGGGCCGAGCUGACUCCAUCCUGGCCUAUCAUCAGCAAAACGUCCCGCGGGCAAAGCUAGACCAGGCGCCAGCUCCUAAAGUGCUGGGAGUUGCUGAGCAGGUUCCGAUUAACCCUCCUUCUGCCAACACUCCCCAGUCGCAGCCACCAGCACCUCAAGCAAGUCAGCCACAGCCUCAGCCUCCCCCACCGCAGCCUCCUCCUCCACCUCAGGCCAUCAGUCAGACAGCUCUCCCUGCACCCAACAACCUGCCCCAGGAGGGGACGAGCGAAGAUGUCCGAAGAGAACUGACUCCCAACUCUCUAGGAAACAACAGCGGCAGCAACCAGCCUGGGAGUAACCACCCCAAUACACCCACUGCAUCUACCGCCACCAUGCAGCCUGGGCAGGUGGACUCUGCCACAUCCAGCUCCAACCUCCUCGGGGAGGGCCCGGGCUCAGGGAUGCAGGGGAACGGGCAAGCAGGUCUGGGCUCCAGGAACUCUAUGAACUCAGAAGGGCUCUCGAAGGAGCAGCUGGAGCACCGAGAGCGCUCUCUGCAGACCCUGCGGGACAUUGAGCGUCUGCUGCUGCGCAGCGGGGAGGCUGAGCCGUUCAUGAAGUCCACCCAAAGCAUGGGUGAGGGUGGGACUGGCCCUCAGCCACAGGCUGCCCCUGCACAGCCCCCCGCACCCCCUGCCAGCAUGAAGAAGUACGAAGAGCCUCUGCAGUCCAUGAUUUCCCAGACCCAGAGCCUCGGUGGCCCCAGCCUGGAACACGAGGUGCCCCACCACCCCGGCACUGACAUGGGGCAGCAGAUGAACAUGAUGAUGCAGCGGCUGAACCAGGACAGCCUGACACCAGAGCAAGUGGCCUGGAGGAAGUUGCAGGAAGAGUACUAUGAGGAGAAGCGCCGGAAAGAGGAGCAGAUCAGCAUCCAUGGCCGACCCAUGCAGGAAAUCAUGAUCCCACAAUCUAUGGGCAGCAUGAUGAUGCGUGGCCCCCCCCCACCCUACCACAGUAAGCCCGGGGAGCAGUGGCCGCCAGGCAUGGGCAGCCAGCUGCGGGGACCCAUGGACGUGCAGGACCCUAUGCAGCUAAGGGGAGGGCCACCCUUCCCAGGGCCACGAUUCCCUGGAAAUCAAAUACAGAGAGUCUCUGGCUUUGGAGGGAUGCAGAACAUGCCCUUGGAUGCUCUUGGUCCCAUGAAUGCCAUGCAGAGGCCGGUCAGGCCUGGCAUGGGGUGGAGUGAUGAUCUGCCUCCGAUGGGAGGUCCCGGGAACUUCCCACAGGGUUCCCUGCCCUACCCAUCAGGGCAAGGGGACCCUGAAAGAUUCAUGAAUCCACGUGCUAGGGAGGAGAUUCUGCGGCACCAGCUGAUGGAGAAACGCCCGGUGGCAAUGCAGAGGCCGAUGGGAAUGUCCAGCAACUCCAUGAGCCAGGGUAUGGAAAUGGAGAGGAUGAUACAGGCUCACAGACAGAUGGAUCCAUCCAUGUUUGCUGGGCAGAUAGCAGGGGACAACCUGAGCAGCAACCCGAUGGGAAUGGAUUUUGCAGGAACUCGAGGGAUACUGAGUCCCCCUAUGAGCCAGUCAGGCCUUCGGGACAUGGACGCACCCAUGGGCCCUGGCAACCUCAACAUGAACAUGAAUGUCAACAUGAACAUGAACAUGAACCUCAAUGUCCAGAUGACCCCCCAGCAGCAGAUGAUGAUGUCGCAGAAGAUGAGGGGCCCCGACAUGAUGGCCCAUCAGGGUAUGAGUCCUGAGGAGCUGGCCAGGGCAAGGGCUCAGAAUGGCAACGGCAGUGCAAUGCUGGGGGGACCGCAGAAAAUGAUGAUUCCUUCCCAGUUCCCCAACCAAGGACAACAAGGUUUCUCAAGUGGGCAAGGACCUUACCCCAACAUGCCUCAGGAGAUGGGCAAUGCCUCAGACAUGUUCAGCCCUGAGCAGGGCACCAUGCCUGUCGGAAGCAUCAGUGGUACCACUAGACUCAGCCACAUCCCUCUGCCUCCAGCCUCCAAUCCCGCUCCUGCACAAGGGGGAAACCUGGCCAAUAUGCACCCAGCACCUUCCCGGGGGUUGGGCCGCCGACCCUCCGACCUCACCAUCAACAUCAGCCAGAUGAACUCCCCCAGCAUGGGUCACCUCAAGUCCCCCACCCUCAGCCAGGUGCACUCCCCACUGGUCACCUCGCCCUCUGCCAACCUCAAGUCCCCGCAGACGCCAUCGCAGAUGGUCAGCAUGCCUCCUUCUAACCAGUCGGGGCCCCUAAAGUCUCCCCAGGUGAUGAGCUCCUCGCUUAACGUCCGCUCUCCGACUGGCUCACCAAGCCGCCUGAAGUCCCCUUCUAUGGCUGUUCCUUCCCCGGGUUGGGUGCCGUCUCCCAAACCCACGAUGCCCAGCCCAGGAGUCAAUCAGAGCAAGCAGACGCUCAGCAUGAACUCCUCCACGUCCAUGGCGGGACUGGAUCAGGGUUCUCUCCCUUCUGGGCCCAGGAGUAGUUCUUCCGCACCAGCCAGCAACCAACCAGCCUCUAGCACCAUGAACCCCAACAUGCCUUUUACUUCCUCUCCAGAUCCAUCUCCCUCCCAGAACCCCCUUUCUCUGAUGAUGUCUCAGAUGUCCAAGUAUGCCAUGCCCAGCUCCACACCACUCUACCACAAUGCCAUCAAAACCAUCGCCACCUCUGACGACGAGCUGCUGCCAGACAGGCCUAUGCUUCCACCUGGAAGUAUGGCAGGUGUGACAGGGAAUCAAACGAAUCAGCUGCACUUAAACUCCGUGGGACCUGGAUCCUCCCAGAGCCCCAUGGGAAUCAACCUGCCUGGUCAGCAGCCUCUUUCCCACGAACCACCCCCUACUUCUAUGAUGUCCUCCCCAAACCCGCUAGGCUCCAACAUUCCUAUGCACCCGAGUGCGCCGGGGCCGGGUGUGCCCCCCCAGAACCCCAUGAUGCUGCCCCCAGGGCCCCAGGACUCGCUGAACCAGCAGUGCGGCCCCGUGCCCAACAGUUCCCAGAUGAUUCCUUCCAACCAGCUCGUGUUCCCCCGCAUGCAGCAGCCCCACAACGCCAUGCAGUCUCCUGCGGGAAGCAUGCCCAUGGCCCCUGGUGGGGCAGGUGGCCCUGGCAUGCAGCAGCAUUUCCCACCGGGAAUGUCAUUGCCACCCGAGGACCUUCCUACCCAGCAGCCCGGCCAGAUGCCUCCUCAGCAGCACAUGAUGGGCAAGAACAUCCCUCCUCGGAUCGGCGAGCCCUACCCAGCUGUGCUUCCGGGGGUGGCGUCGGUACUGAACGAUCCUGAGCUCAGUGAGGUCAUCCGCCCCACACCCACGGGCAUCCCCGAGUUUGACCUCUCCAGGAUCAUCCCAUCGGAGAAGCCAAGCAGCACCUUGCAGUAUUUCCCCAAGAGCGACAGCCAAGCACCCAAAUCACAGCCUUCCAACCUCCACCUCAUGAACCUGCAGAACAUGAUGGCUGAUCAGCCCCCCGUGAGGCCAGGUAUGAACGCCCCCAGCCUUCCGGGGCAGCAGGGUGUGCAGAGGGGACUCGGCAUGCCCAUGUGCCAUCCUGGACAAGUGCCCAUGCUGGGCAGGACAGGCAUACCGCCCCAGCAAGGCAUGAUGGGCAACAGCAUGCAUCAGGGCAUGAUGUCUCCGCAGCAGAGCCUAAUGGCCCAGCAGAAUUUCAUGCUGAUGCAGGCCAAGCAGAGGAGCAUGUCUGUGUCGGGGGAGAUGUAUGCCCAGACAGGACACAUCAUGUCACCUCAGGGCUCUCUUAUGGGGCCCCCACCGCAGCAGAACCUAAUGGUCACGCACCAGAUGAGGCAGAGGAGCGUCUCCCUGGACAGCCAAAUGAGUUACAUCCCCGGGCCGGGGAACAUGGCUAACCUGCCUUUCUAAAGCAUGGGCCUGAUUGUACAGAUGUUUUUAAACCUUUCGUUGGGGGCGGGUUGGGGGCCGACGCCAGUGGAGGACACCAAGUGGGAUGCUUUUCAUAUCGGAUUUGCCUCUAUACAGAAAACCAGAUGUGCAGUGAACUUGAUGUGAAUUGGGUUUUGUUUCGGUUUUUUUUUUUUCUUCUUUUUCUUUUUUUUUUCUUUUUUCCUUUCUUUUUUUCAGGGGGAAGGAGCGGGUGGAGGGGCUGGGAGUGGGGCUGUUAAUUUUGAACCCUGUGUGGUGACCAGGGACUUCCAGACCCUGUGGCAGUUUAUUAUUUUCCUCCUUCAGAUGUUUUUCUUUCCUUGCUUUUGUUUCGUUCUUUGUUUGUUUGUUUGUUUUGUGGUUCUGUUUCGUUUCCUUCUCUCUCCCUUUUUUUUUUUUUUCCUUUUAAGCAACCAAACUGUGUAAGAGGGUUUUGGGAACUAGCUGUAAAUAGGUCGCUGAGAAAGGCAAAACUUGUGCUGGUUUUUAAUUGUUCUGUAUUUCUGUGUUUUAAUAGAAGCCUCAAAACAUGUUUAAGAAAAAAAAAAAAAGAAAAAAAAAUGCUGAAGGCAACAGUGUACGAGGAUUGAAAGCUUUCCUUGGGGGGGGGGGCAGGAGGAUCCUCCAGGGUGUGCAGGGCAUUGGGAGAACCCAUUGUAGAGCGACUCUUCGUGUUGGAAUGGUUUGCUGGUGCAGGGUGUACGGCUCCAUGCAGUUCUCAGGCCCCUGUGGAGGCUGUGCUGGGCAUGAGAACACAGCCGGUGGCUGAGGACCAUUGGGCAGGUCAGAGCUGUGGCCCCGACCACUGGAACAGUGCUCGUUUGUCCAGGCAGGGCUGCAGCUCCUUAGGAUACAGCUGUCACUGUUGCUUUGGCUGUGAAAGGGAGGAUGCCAGCCAGCCGGUACAGAGGCAGCAACGAUCCAGGCUCAGCUGGUAAUCACAUGCUGGGCCUGAAGGUCUCCAUCAGUCGUGCUGUCUCUGGGCCUUUCCUUUCCCUUCAUGCAGGGUGCUGUGUAGGGAUGGAGGGACUCUGAGCUGAGCUGGAUCUUUCAUUCUUGUGCUUCCAGGAGAGUAGCUGGGAACCCUGCUCUUCUGCAGCCUUCCUACACCAGUCCUUUACCACCCAUCACCCUCCAUGACCACACCACAUCCCCUCCCCCUCUGCUGUUGGUCUCCCAGGUCUUCCUUCCUCACACUGCCCUCCUCCGGGCUUUCGUGGGCGUUUUCUGCUCCUCCCUGCCCUGAACUCCCUGCAGCAACCCCGUCCUGCUGCACUGGGAGGCACUGCCGUUGAAGAUCCUAGAAUGGCUCAGGUUGGAGGGGACCUCAGAGCCCACCCAGUGCCACCCCCAGCCAUGGGCAGGGCUGCCCCCCACCAGCUCAGGCUGCCCAGGGCCCCAUCCCACCUGGCCUUGAGUGCCUGCAGGGUGCCCUCCCUGCCUGCAGUGCUGCAUUUCUGAAUCGGAGUUGUGUUGUGCGAUGUCAGCUGCGUGCCACGAGCUGUCCACAGGCUGCCCUGCAUUUCUGAUAGAAGAGGCUGAGGUUCUUAUUGCUAGGCUGGUGGAAGCUGUUUGAACAACUCAGGCUCUUCUGGAUGUGCUUCACCCUCCCCAUCCUCCAUUUUGUAAGGUCUUCCUGCAUGCAGCACUGGUGUUCUUUCCUGUGUUUGUUCACUGAAGGGGCUGUAGGAUUAAGCACGUGCCCUUCUGCACACAUAGGGUCUCUGGAUCUCUGCAGGACCCCAUUCCAGCAUGGUGUACCCCAUGGGUAUCCCACUGUGAACUCAGGGCAUUUGAUUGCCACAUGAACACCAGUUGGAGGAUUAUCUCUGCAAAGCCAGACUUUGCUUACUACCUCUCUUGUAGCAGCACUCACUUUUCCCUAUUGGAUACCACAGAAGGAAAGGGAGAUUGUCAAGGAGGGACAGAAUGGCAGAGCUUUUUGUCAUCUUGCAAGCUGCUGGAAAAAGGUGUUGGGUGCUGAAAUGUCAGCCCAGUGGCUGUGUUGAUCAGAUGUGUAAUGAGAUGUGGCCACAUAAUCUAAUGAGGAAUACCUUGAGCCAAUGGGGUAUUUUGUAGAGAGCAGUGUAAGGCUGGAAGUGCAGCUCUGGAUUUGAGAAAGGACUUCACUCUGCUCUCACGUUUUGUGGUGUUUGCAAUCUGACUGAGCAUCAUUUUCAAAGGUGCGAUGCCGGAAAGUGCUCAUCCCUGCCUUGGCAUUUAGAGCAAAGAGGAACAGGCUUCAACCCAGGGCUAAGUCAGUGCGCUUUGGACCUGCUGUUGUAGCUGUUUGAAUUCUCCAUCCUUUCAGAGUGUGCAUUUCACGUGGGAGGAUGUGGCUCGAACGCAUGCAGCUUCUUCUCAACUUGAGUGGCCUGAAUGGCUGUGGCUUCUCUUGGCUGCACCUCGGGGUGUUGGCUGCCGGUAUUUGCUUGUAGACAUCCAAACACCACUGCCAGCCCCCUGCCCUGCUCAUCACCCGCCAGCUGGUCUCAGUUAAUUUUAAGCCAUACUAUUUUCUAUACAAGGAAAGUUUUUUGUUGGUCUGUUCUAUUGGCCCCGUUGAGAUCUCCGCCUGCCGGUACGUUCCCUGCAGACCCUGGGCAGCCUGACAGCAGGAGGGAGACCUGUCCCCCCACUGAUAAAUAACUAAGAAGUAAAGCCUUUCAACUCAGCAGGCCUGUAUACAAAAGGGAAAUCCUGGCAUUAUUUCAGAGCUGCGGACUUCCAGAGCAGCAGUCGGGGCUCCUCUGCAAAACCGUGCUGCCCCGAAGCCAGCCAGCCCUACCCCGACUGCUGUGCUGGGUGGGCCGUGGGGAGAGGAGGUGCUGCAGGGCAGCUCUGCCUGGACGUUGCUCCCAGCUGUGCCCGAGAACAGCACUAACCCUGUCAGACCGGGGCGCAUUGCCGUCAGCUGGUUGCCCGCUGCUGUGAGCUGUGUCUGUUCUCAUGUCUCGUAGUUUAUUGCUCAGCAUCUCAGCUUGAGUUCUGUGUACUGACUCCACCUAAUCACAGUAAAAGGUUUGCCCAUGUUUUAACCAUGACGUUGCAAUGUUUUUUCAGCUCCAAAAAGUAAUCAUUGGGAAACAGCAUCUUUCAGUCGAAUAAUCAAGCACCUGGAAUUAGCUUUCACAUUGAGGUAAUGGUGACUGACCUGUUCUCUAUCAUCCCAUGGAGAAACUUCCCCAGUCAUUUUGUACCAUUAUAUAAAUAUAUAUAUAAAUAUAAAUAUAUAAAUACAAUAUGUGAAGACAUCUUAUUGGUUUUUAUUUGAAACAAUUUUUAGGCUUGUUUUUGGGUAUCUGUGCUGCCUGUAAUGUAUUGACCUGUUUUAUAGGUGCCUUUUUAUUAAAAAGACAAAUUUCAAAACCUGACCUCGUGCCUCUCGUCCGUGCUCUGUGUGCUGUCCUGCAGGGCUGUCCGCUGCAGUUGGAACUUCCUCGAGGUGAAAUUCUGCUCUCUGCAGUCAGCUGAGUGGUGCUUCCCAUAGGCUGCAAGGAGGGGAUGGCCCAGCCGUGCAGCUCUGUGUGGUUCCAUCACCUAUGGAGGGUUUUGCUGCCUAAGUCUGGGCUUUGUUGUUGUUCUGUCCCAUCGUCUGCUGUGCCAGCACAUCCUGUAGCCUGUGGGUGUCCAACAUUUUGGCUUCCCUGGGCUGCAUGUACGCAGCUCGCUCCGAAAUUAAUGCCUCCUAUAUAUUUCCGUGGAAACUGCAUCUGAUACAGUGAGCACAGUAACUUUGCUUGAUAGAGCAAAUUCUCAGCUACAACAUGCUAUUUUUUUUUCAACACAGUCCCCACUGUGAGCUAUGCCUUCUGUUCGGUCUCCAGAAACAUUCACCAAGCGUCAAUGGAUAUCAGUGGGUGAUGUUUUUUCUGCAUGUAGGAAUUCAAUGACACACCUUUGCAUCAUCUGCACUUCCGUGUCAGACACCACUGUGUCAGACUGCCCCUCUGCUGCCGUCUGUCACACGGCAACAACAUGGGAUGGGAUAUUGGUGGGAAGGUUCCACCUCUACUGCUGUACCACCACCAUCCGCCUCUGAUGUGGUGGGGUGAUAUCAUAAAACAGGAGGCAUUACUUUUGGAGCAGCCCUCCUAAAAGACAGGAUGUAGUCAAUGUAUGUAAGUAACAACACUUAUUUUAAUCUUUAAUAUUUUUAUUAAAAUGGUAAAAAGAGCAGCAAAGCCAUCAAACUAGUGGGAUCUGUGGCCUUGCUGUUGUGAAGCUAACGCAUCAGCGUGGUUCGGUGGCAGCGGUCUCACGGUGCUGGUCAGAGAUGUUGGAUGAAAUAUUACUCUUCUUUCUGUGCCUCAUCCCUCAACGUGGUUGCUCACAAAUGUCCAUGCUGCCAAAGCCCCAUGGCCCGGGCUCAGCCCACAGAGUGCCCGCAGUGCAGUGCAGGGCAGAGCUGCCACCACGAUGUGGGGCUGUGGGUUGGACAUGGCUGCUCCCACCUCUGUGGCUUGAGGCAGUUCUUCAACUGCUGUUAGUGAGAAACAGCCUCGUUUUCCUCUGCUCCCUGCUGCUGCAGGUCCUGUCCUAGCGCUGUUUGAGCACACCUGCUCCCAGCCACCCCUCCUGGGCAGCGGUGGGUGACGGAGCGGGGCCCAGCUGCACGCACUGGGGGCUCGGGGUGAGGACGCAGGUCCUCUUCUUGAUAAGGAAAAUGAAACCCCGUGUGAGUCACAGCGAGCUGCACGAAGGCGUGCGGGCAGCCCCAGUUCUGCAGCACUCCCAGGCACACGUUCAUUCAUGCAUUCACUGGCUCGCGUUUUGUGCACGCUCUGCUGCCUGUCACGGCCCCACGGCCGCUGUGUGGGGCAGGGUGCUCUGCUAAAACACCCCAGUGGUGUCCCCUGGGCGGCUCAGUUCCCUCUUGGGGAAUACGAAGCAGCGUGCUGCUGUAGGAGAUGCUCUUCAGAGGACUGUUCUAUGAACGCCUUACAUUUCAGGAGCUCCCUUGUCAUGUCAGAAUCUGUCAGCAGGUCAUUCAUCUCCCCCUGAGCUGGGAUGGUCUGACAUGACCCGCUCCGUGAUGGCUGCUGUCUGCAGUGUGGCUCUGGAUAUGGGGAGGUGAAGCUGUGACUGCACUUCUUGUUGAUGGGUUGAACUUCAGAAUGGAUUUAGACACAAAAAUCCCUCCCGUGGUGGCAAAACUGGUGUUGUGCCAACUUAGCAUAAGCACUGAGGUGAGUAGAACAGCAGAUUCUAAUGUGUUCCAGUGGUUGGGGUCAUUCCCGUAUGACAGUGUGUGUGUGACUGUCAUUAAGUGGAGGCCAAAGCAGUGCUUGGCUAAUGAGAAAAAUGUGAGGAAGCAACACUGUGUACGUGCUGAUGCAUUGCUUGGACAAGACUUAGUAGGAAGCAGCAAGCUGCACAAGUCUGUUGGGGCUGCCCUGCGUGCCAGCUUGCAGUGCCAUCAUUAAUAGUGGCAUAAAGCUGCCACUGGACCAGCUUGCUAUCAAGAAGCCCUGAUGUUGCUGGAUGCUCGUGGUGCAGGGCAAGAUCAGCACUCAGGAUUGCUCUACGUGAACCCGGAUAUUGGAUGCACCCCCUCUCUAAAGGCCCCGUGUGUGCAGGUGGAGCAAGGAUAUCUGAAAGCACAGUUCGAAGCAAAAUGCAGCGCUGCCUCUCAGCACACUGAGAACAAACAGAAAUGAUGCAAAUGAGGUCUUCUCCUGUGUUUUACCGUACUGUGGGGCAGAAUGCACAAAGCGAUGUACAGUGAGCUGCAAAAGGAAAGGGGAGGGGGGGGGUAAAGAUUACACCUUCAGCCUCACAAAGAUGUGCGGUUCGUUUUCUCCGUGCUCAGUCACAAGACUGAGCCAUCUGUUCAGACAGUCAUCUUCCUUAAAAGACAGCUUUUGCAUACUCAGGCAUUCGCUUCAGCAAAUCGCUCGCUGUAGCUGUGAGCAAAUGAAGUGAAUGGGGAGGGAUGUGGCUGAUGUCAGGAGAGGAAUCGGCAGCAGUCAAACCCGAGUCCGAGGCCUCCUGGGGUGAGCUGUGCUGGGAAAGGCGAUGUGCAGUGGCUGGACGGCAGGACGUCACGCAGCAGGAGGAGCAGUGUUCCACCCAGAGACCGUGUGGCCUUUGUCACUGGGAUGAGCCCUGGGUACCCUGAUGGUCUCGCCUGCACCUCUUGCUCUAGCUACCACGGUAAUUGUCCCCCAUUGCUUCCUCUGAGCAAAGGGGUGCUUCAGUGACGCGAGCAGGUGAGAUGGGAACCUGCUUGGUCCUUUCCUCAGCCCUCACUCACUGAUGCAGCUCCACUUCCACUUGGCUGUGCGUUUUUCCUGCCCUCCCCACCCUCCCCCCCCACCCUGUGACUCAGUCUUGCAUCUGGCUCUGUGCACAGGACUCCUGCAGUCGGUUUGGUGAUGGGGAUGUGGUAACAACAGGUUCAACCUGCUUUGGUUCCUCCAUCCCCGCCAGAGUGACAGUCGGACAGUCGGCAUUUGCCAACAGCUGCCAGACUGAUUUUGGUACGUAUGUGAACCAGAAGGAACCACAGAAGCGACGCGGUGGGGUUUGGGUGGUAGGUAGGUGGCUGUCAGACCUCGGCUUCCUGAGGAAUGAGGAGAGUGGUGGGGACACUUGUGAAACUUAGGACUGGGACACAGUACAGAUACUGCUGGACAGGUGCGGCCAGGCCGUUUCUGCCCUGCGGCAACCUUUCUGAGUUAGAAAGUGGAGAUGGAGGUGGUGUUGUCAGACUCGAUUCCGCAGCCCUUCCUCGUCACCUCUAGGAUCUCCUGUAGGGUCUCCUGGCUUAUGCAGCCCAGCUCGUGCAGGAUACGGAAGAAGUCGUUACGGAACUUGACCCCAAUGAAGGCAUAAAUGAUGGGGUUGAGGCAGCAGUGCGUGAAGCCAAUGGCCUCUGUCACCAUGAUGGCGGUGUCCAGAUGAUCUUCCAGGAGGCAGUCCUUGGCGAAGGCUUCUAGCUUGGUCAGGGUGUUCAGAAAGAUGACGAUGUGGUACGGGCUCCAGCAGAGCAGGAACACACCGGUGACCAGGAUGGCCACGCGGACAGCUUUCUGCCUUUGCAGGCGCUGGGACUGACACAGAGUGCGGACGAUGGCCAUGUAGCAGUAACACAUGACCAGCAGGGGCAUGAAGAAACCCACGCUGUGGUACAGGAAGCGAGUUGCCAGCCACACGUUGUUGCCGUGAAUCCCAGCCUCUGGAAAAUAGCAGAUGCUGCGGUUGCUCUCAUCUGUCCACACCUCCAUGAAGAUGAGAUCGGGUAAGGUCAGGAGCAGGGAGGAGAGCCAGAUGGCCGUGCAGGUGAGGUGGAUGGAGCGAGCUCUGCGUUUGCGGUAGGUGUGGAUUGCAUACACGAUGGCCAAGUAGCGGUCCACCGCGAUGCAGCCCAGCAGCAUGCUGCUGCAGUAGAAAUUGAUCUUGUGGACAGCACUGAGGAUCUUGCAGAGGAAGGUCCCAAAUACCCACCCAGCCAGGCUUUCAACCACGCUGAAGGGGAAGGUGAGCAGCAGUGCCAGGUUGGCCAGGGUGAGGUGGAAGAGGAAGUUUUCGGUGGUUGUUCGAGACCGUUUGAACCUCUCCAAAAUGACAAGGACCAGGGCAUUGCCCACAGUUCCCAGCACGAACAUAAGCAGAUAGGCGAGCGGUAUGAAGACCUUCCUGAAGGGGUCUCUCUGGUUGCCAACCACAGAUGACGAUGGAUUGAAGCAAAAGUAGCCUUCCAAGGAAGGAGUGGUGUUCUCGGCCUCAUAGUAACCGCUCAGCUCCACCAGGCUCUGGGGAACAGAGAGUCUGGUUACAGGAGGGCAGCUUCUGAACAGAGGAACCCAAUCACCCCCAAACCCCCCCCACUGCGGGGGGCUGCGCACUCCCUAAUCAUUAGCCAGCACACUUGGGGAUAUUCUGGCUGCCAGACAGAGAACCACUUUCAACUUCUGUGUUUUGCUGAGCUACCUGCUGGAGGCAUUUGAUUUUUUACAACACUCAUCUCCGAGUUUUUUUCCCACCUACCCGUAGCACAGCCUGUCCUGCCUGCUGACAGGUACAAAACGGCUGGAGGAGUGAAUGCAUCAGAGGAACUGGGAUGCCACAGCUACAGGGAUGAUUCAGGGGAGGGAAAUCUGCUCUGCUGAUGAACCCUGUGGUUCUGAAUUAAUUGCAGUCAAAGCCAGAAAGAGAAUCUGAAAACACCACUCAGACCUUGGGCUGACAGCUGGUAAGGAAAGCGUGGUAGAGCUUCUGCAGAUGGUGGGCAUGCUCUGUCCUCAGGCACUUGGCAGAAACUUGCUGCUAACAAAAGCAAAGGGCUCAGAUGUACACUCAGCACGGGAGGCUUGUGGCAAGCUCAGCCAUCACUGACAAAACGGGAAGAGCUCCACAAUAGUUGUUGUGCACUCCCCCACCCACCGCCUCUCUGGAGACCAGCCUUGAGACUUGAGCAUCAACCACAGAGGAAGUCUUUGCUUGCUGCUUUCAUACCUUUCACUGCCAGCUGUGGCUGUUUGCACCUGCUGCGCCUUCACUCGGCAGCCAAAGUUCCCAUCUAAAAAUACUAGCCCUGCUUUAGACAGCUUUAGAGCUAAUCUGGGGGGAUUUUUUGCCCUUUCCUCCUCUCCCUGCAUGUGCUAAGUCAAGUGACUGCAAGUGACCUCAAGUCCUGCACUGUACUUCGUUAGGAAGGGCGACUGCGUUUAUUCUUGGUUAAAAGCCUUCCCCGUGUGAUGUGCUGGGUGCCUCUGCAAGCAACCUCCUCAGGUAAGGAGCUGAUGUGGCAGUGCUCAACUCAAACUGCUGCACUGCUGAAACCACGUGUGUGGCUUCGAGGGGAGCCUGGGGUUGCUGAAGAAGCCGAAGUCUACAGAGCAUUACUGAAUGCGUGCAAAAGGCUUGGGUGGUCCUCAGGUAGUGGAAGGUAGCAGGGUAAGCAGUCCCUGGGGGAAGGUGUUGAAUCACAGAAUGGUUUGAGUUGGAAGAGACCCUCAGAGGCCGCCUGGUGCCAUUCCCUGCAGUGCACAGGGACAGCCACAGCUCCAGCAGUGCUCAGAGCCCCGUCCAGCCUGACCUUGGCUGUCUGCAGGGACGGGGCACCACUGCCUCUCUGAGCAAUUUGGCACAAUGACCAAACUGGGCUGAUCAGGACUUGGGGUGAUCAUGCUGGGGAAUCCCAAGGGGAACACGUUGGAAUGGGCAUAGCUUAACCGGAGAGAGGUUGAACAAUUUAUAGGGUUUUAAAGGGAAAAAUGAAAUGAUGGGCAGUGGCUGGGUGUGAUGGCCAGAGUGCUGGAGCGCUGCGUGGAACCACACCAGCUGCAGGUGAGGGGUGUGUGUGUGUUGUGAAAUGGCUUUGGCUGCAGAAUGGUUUCCAGCGUCACCCUACAGUCAGAGCUGGAGGUGCAGAGGCCACUAUCAGCCACCAUCUGAUCGCAGAUAAGAUGGCAGGUAGGGCUCUUACUGUAAGCCACUCGCUGCGGGCAGAGGAAGUGUGCGCAGAGCUGUAUCUGAGGCAUCCUCUCAUGUGCAUCUCCGAGCAACGAGUGUGGGUGGGAGCAGACAGAGAUGAGUUGAAGAUGAACCUGAAAGAAUGAAAUGUGUGUAUCCAGGCUCAGAUUGGAAGGGCAGAUGACCAGAGCUGCAGGAGAUGCACUGAAUGCGACAAGCCAAGGCUCGUGCUGUGAUUGCUCCUCUCAGACUGGAAGCGUGCGGCCACCUGGCCUGGCAAUAGUCCACACGUGGGCACCUUUGCAAAGGCAGUAACAGCCAGAGCAAUGUGUGUGUGUGCUCUGCUGGGGAAACACAAAAGAAAAGUGGGGCGUUUUCCUGAAACUAAGCAGUAAAAUGCGUGCCUGCAUCUGUGGCAACGGGAGGCACGAUCCUGUCACGCUGUGUUCAGGGAUCCCCUCCAUCCCACACUGCAGUCACGCAGACCUCCUCUGCACGUCAGCUGCUUUUCUCAGUUCUGCACAACUGCCAGCAGUCAAAACAUUUGCCUGUAGAAGAGCAGCAGCAGUCUGUGCGCUAUUAGGGAUUUUCCAAGUGACUCAUUCCCUUCCAGCCCAUCCAGGGCCAGGAGAAGCAUCUCGCAUUCCCAAAGCCUUAAAACAGAGUUUGCCCACUUUGGUGCGCAGCUCUGCAAGCUGCUGACAGCAAUCCUGCUCCUCAGCUCUCUAGGGGCUGAGGGAGAGAAGCACAUACAUAAGAGCAAACAUCAUGCUCCUGCCGUGCUGGUGCCUUUUAGCCUCUUGAGCUACAUCAGCCCUGUGAUAAGAAUUGGCCUUCAGUACCACGGAAGACCACAUGGAGAUCUCAGUGGUCGUUCUGCAGCAUUUUUCUCUCUGUAGUCUGCAGCUGGGGAAGGUUAAGCAGGCAAAGUUUUCUUGCUAUGGAGAACUGGGGUCAUAAUUUUUGCUGUGUUACUUUUCCACAACGUUACAGAGAUAGCAGGGCAGCAAAGCUUGGUCAGGGCUCCUGCUGCACUCGCUGGGCAAUACUGAGAUAAAUGCCCUCUCCGUGCAAACAUUCCAAUUGUUUUCAGCCUGCAUUUGUCCCCUUGGCCAGCUGGUCCUCUCCUGUUAGUGCAGGUUUGUGUCACUGCUUUGUUAGAACAGUGCUGAGGCCUUUUUGCAGAUCUCUCUGGACACGCUGUUGAUGCAGUCGCUGCGUGUGGCAAUGUGUGGCACCCCCGGUCCACACGUGGCACUGCUCUGUGUGAUCUAUGGCCUGUUCCAGGGAGGAACAAGCCCUGUUUGCCAUGGAUUUUUUAUAUUGCAUAAAUUAGAACAAAUAAAAAGGGUAGGGAUGCCCCUCCCCACCCAGUUCUUCUCUUUUUUUUCCCCCCAACAUAUAGGAAGGAGACAGAAAAAUAGGCAAAAAUUAAAUCCAGCAUUUCUCUCCGGGACAGAAAAUAAACAAAAACUGAGGUCUGCUGCACAGAGCCACGAUAUGAAAACAGAAAUCCCGAGUUGCAAAGUUAAAGAACUUGGCUAAUGAUAGCACUGCUGUGGACUUCCCCUCAGACAGCGCAGAGCGCUCUAAAAGGUACAGCUGCUGUCUUUCACCUGCAACCUCAGGGCAGAGAACUACAGGGCAGAAUACAUGGUGUCAUCAGUCUCAGUUAGAAGAAGUGUUUGCAAUUUAUCUUCCUCAUUUUCUAAGUCCCUUCUCGUAAGUUAAGUGCACAUUUCCCUCCUGGUGGAGCCCCAGGCAGCCUGCUUGCAGGGAAGGCAGGCUUUACCCCCACGUUGUGUCCAUGCCAACAGCCGUGCUGAGAGCAGAGAUGGGUUUCCCUAUGGGAUCCCAGCUGGGAAGCGUUCGGAUCAAUGGGCAGCACAGAGCAGAGGAUGGCAUCAGUCAGGGUCUCCUGGUGAGGCUCUGGCCUUUCCCACAGGAGUUGGGGAUUUGGGGGUUUCUGCACGGGAGCAUUUUGCACCCCCAGACUGUCAGGGGUUGCAUUGCAUUAGCUCUCCACAAACACAACCGUCAUUUUUAAGUUCCUCUAUCCCUCAAGUCCAGAAUUAAGGGAUAUGAAGUCUAAUUGUGUGGACGUAAGUAAUUGCUCGGGUCCUCUUGUUUCUAACAGAAGCCAUUAGAAGACGGUGACAUUGCAACCAGGUCCUUCAGCCCACCCGCAGCUCUGCCAGCUCUACCCCCUCCUUCUCUCCAACAAGCAAAGCCAGGCCAAACUCACCAAGUCAUAGGUCUCUGAUGAGUAGCUGACAGGCCCCAUGGUGUCAGGAUCUGCCUCUUCUCCAGCAGGUCAGCAAAAGUUCUUCUUUUUCGGGGUGGAGUUAGUCAUUUAAGUGAGCAGGGAGGGACCCAGCAAGAAACAAUAGAGUAUUUGCAAGGCAAAUGAGCUCCAAGUGAAGGGUGAUCUAUAUGAUGUAAAGAUUGGCCUCUCGCUUUAUCACUUUUUCUUAAGUGUUUUGAUUUUCACAGCGAAGCUUGAAAAAUCCACAUCCCUUUGGUCUGUAACGAGAAGAUCCAUGAGGUCCACGAUUCCAUCCUGCAAACAUCCAGGGCUCUUGGCUGCUACUGUCCUAGCCCAGGGCAAUCUGAAAGCUCUGUGCCCAAAACCUCACCGGGUCUGGAUGCCCUCUGGAGCUUUGUAAGACUUUGCAGACAUCAUUACUCACAUCUGCAUAACCAUUAUCCUCUGCCAGGGUCUUCCUGGCUGCUCCAGCCCCAGGGACCUCCAGCCGUCCUCUAUCUCCUCCUGCUGCUUCGUCCCUUGUUGCACUCACACUGGAGUGCAGAGGUUGCUGAUGGAAAGGGCUGCCUAAGUGGCUGCUCUGCAGUUCUGGAGAAGGGCAUUAGUUAGCAUGCUGACUGAUUGAGAAAUUAAUUGAAAGUUUCUAAUUUGAGGAAGGCAGGCACGAGCGUGCGGGAGCCUCUGUUUGAGCAAGAAGCCUGGCAGGAGUCACACGGGUGAGGAAGGAGACACUACUCUGGUUGGUACAUGCUAUUUCCUGCACCUCUCUCUGCAAAGCGUGAUGCCCAGCCCUGCUGAGAGCUGAGAAAAAACACCCAGGCAGCACAGAUGUAGCAGAGCAGAGAUCUCCCAGUGCUGAGUGCUGUGGCCAGCAGCCAGCCAGCAGCACGGCACAGUGCUUUGAUGGAGGUUGGGCUCCAUUUGGAAACACCCGGCCCCAUCCAGACUUUGCGAAGAGAAACAGCCCCAAAAGAAGUUAAUUCAUUUUCAUCUAUUCUGGAGAUCAGAACAGCAGCAUCCCCUGCAUGCAGGCUGCUUUUGAGGGCAGAGACAAAACAAUGAUCUAAAAGUGGCGGCAGAUGUAAGGAACAAGGAGAAAUAGAAACACCACGUGAGAAAAACAAACGGAUUUCCCUUUUAUGGGGAAAAAGGGGGGAAAGGGAAAGAAGAAAAAAAAAAGGAAAAAACGAAAAAAGAAAAAGGGAAAAAAGGAGGAAGGAAAAAGGGGGAAUAAGGGGGGAGAAGGGGGAAAAAAAAAGGAAAAAAAAGAAAAACACGUGAGUGGAAAGACGCAGCGCUAUGGUAUCCCAGCGCUACAGCCCUUUUGCCAGCAGCCCGGCACUGCCCCGCUCCGCUAUGCUACCCCGGCCCUUUCCCCCGGAAGUCCCACCCAGAAGGCAGACCGGAAGUGCGCCGCGGGCCGAGGCCCCGCCCCGCGCCUCAAUUCUGCUCACGUGACCGCGGGAGCACCGCCCGGGAGCCCACGCGUGGCCAGGCGUGGUGUGCGUGCGUACGUACGUACGUGCGUGCGAGGCGGGGCGACGUGCCGUGCCCUACCCUGCCGGGAGGGGGAGGGCGCACGGGAGGAAGGAGGAAGCCGCCAUCUUGGAGCGUCGAGUCGCCAUAACAAGGCACCCAGUGGGAGCGAGAGGAUUUUUUUACCUGGGCGAGGGGGAGCGCGGCUGGUGGCGAUUGAAGCAAGUGAAUUCUGAUAUAACUCAGCUUUGUUAGAGGGCUUUUUUUUUAAA
Messenger RNA from Gallus gallus (chicken), 20000 nucleotides. RefSeq names its product BCL9 like (gene BCL9L). Gene Ontology annotation, cellular component: beta-catenin-TCF complex. The coding region runs from base 2010 to 6545 and encodes 1511 amino acids. Gene Ontology annotation, molecular function: transcription coactivator activity; beta-catenin binding. The transcript is spliced from 11 exons. Lineage: Eukaryota; Metazoa; Chordata; Aves; Galliformes; Phasianidae. The record is from RefSeq and is a predicted model, not a curated record. Gene Ontology annotation, biological process: canonical Wnt signaling pathway; positive regulation of transcription by RNA polymerase II; negative regulation of transforming growth factor beta receptor signaling pathway.